Molecule: messenger RNA, 1722 nt
Organism: Durusdinium trenchii
Lineage: Eukaryota; Dinophyceae; Suessiales; Symbiodiniaceae
Source: the annotation of a GenBank genome assembly
UCAAGAGUUUUAAGGCCUUGGCUCCGAAACGUCAUUUGUGACUUGGUCAUCAUGGCGGUCCAAUGGCUUUUCCUCGCCCUGCUGCCGUGGGCGGCGCACGCCCAACUGCUGUUUGGGAAUCGUUCCACAUUGGAGGAGUUGGCCAAGGCGGCCGAAGCAGUGCAAGAGGAGGCGAGUGCCACCGAUGGAUUCACCCAUCCAACGCUCUGCGAUUCCAGCGUGAAUCAGACAGCCGGUUACAUCUCAGUGAACUUGGUCACCAAGUAUUUCUUCUGGCUCUUUGAAUCCAAAACGAACCCCUCCAGCGCGCCGCUGGUGAUGUGGCUCUCCGGUGGCCCGGGCUGCUCGUCGCAGUUGGCCCUCUUCGCGGAGAACGGGCCGUGCAAGGUGGCCCGGAACGGUCAGUUCACCUACAGGAAUUCCGCUUCCUGGCACUAUGCAGCCAAUGUCAUGUGGGUGGACCAGCCUGCUGGUGUCGGCUUCUCUACGAGAAUUGGCACUCAUGAUGAGAAGGGCGUGGCCAACAAUAUGUUGGUGUUCUUGCAGAAGUUCUUUGCGGCCUUCCCGCAGUACCAGAACACGAACUUCUACAUCUUCGGUGAGUCCUACGCAGGACACUACGUACCAGCCAUCACCCACCGGAUUUGGAGUGCGAACAAGGCUGAGGAAGGACAGAAGAUCCCUUUGAAAGGUCUUGCCAUCGGGAAUGGGUUGACCGACCCCUUGGAGCAGUACAAGUGGUAUCCGGAGAUGGGCCACUUCGGUGGGCAGCAAGAGGGUGGCCAUGCGCCGCAGAACGUGAUCAGCAAGGGGGACUACUACAUCAUGAAGGGCCUGGUGCCAGCCUGCGAGCUGGGCAUCGUGGCCUGCAACCGAGGCGUCGACCCGGACCCCACCAGCGGGGGCGUGGUGAACGCCUCGGCGUGCUUUGCGGCCUACGACGCGUGCAACUUCAUGGCGAUCAUGCCCUACGAACUCACCGGCAAGAAUCCCUACGACAUGCGCAAGAUGUGCACCCAUGGCCGUUUGUGCUAUGACUUUGACAUGAUUGGCACAUACCUCAACAAGCCCGAGGUGCAAACGCAGCUAGGUGUGCAAAAGAAAUGGGGAUCUUGCAACUAUGCCGUGGAUCUCUCCUUCGUGGCUGCUGGUGAUUGGCUCCUCCGCUAUCAGAAUCUCUUGCCAGAUCUUCUGGCAGAUGGCAUUGAUGUGCUGAUCUAUGCAGGCGAUGUGGACUACAUCUGCAAUUGGCUUGGAAACAAGGCCUGGACGACGAAGCUGGACUGGGCGCAUGCGGCGGAGUUCCGCCAGGCGCCAGACGAGGACUGGAAGCUGGAUGGUCGCACGGUGGCCAAGCUCCGCUCGUCCAAUGGCUUGAACUUCAUGCAAGUCUUCGAGGCGGGCCACAUGGUGCCCAUGGAUCAGCCCAAGGUGGCCUUGCAGAUGGUCAGUGACUUUGUGUACGGCAAACUGGGCAAGAAGUCCAUGAGUGAGUCAAGUGAAGCGCUGGUGGUUUAGAUGACUGUUCCAUCGCUGAUGGAGAGAAAGAUAGAGAAAGAUCAUGUAGCCAGCGGCAGUGGACGAGUCAUACAAUUUCGAGCAAGUAGAAGGGUGUGGCAAGCUUGCCCCUGCCACAUCCAAGCGAAAGGCCAGCACCAAGUUGGCAAAAGCCCUGAUUGGUGCGACUCAGUUGCUUGCAGUUGCCUUGAUUGGAGGCACCAA